AUGCAACAACCAAGCUCUGAUUAUUCCCCAGACCUGGUCAAAGAAACCUGCACCAGCGUGGAACCUCUAGACAGGGAAGCUGAUCUCCAUAAGGAAAAUGCUGCUUGGUCUGAAAGCAGCAGCCCUGAAGAUGUCUUCAGCUCCUCUGAGGUGCAGACAGUACCAGUUUUUAUGGACACCACCUCGCCUCCUGGGGACUACAUUCUCCAACAAGGUUACACAGAGUCUUCACUUCUGAGGCUUCCUGCAGAGGAGCGCAAUGGGAUCCACCAUGCACCUUUCCAGUUCGACCGCCACGCUCGGGCCAGAAUUUCCACUUCUCCAACUUUAAGGCGCCUCAGGAUGGCCUCUGCCUCACAAGCACUGUCAUUUCAGGACUGUUCUUACACAGCUCAGCUGGGAAAUCAAAAGGAAUACACUGGCUCUCUCCACCACAUUUGUAAGAGUCCGCCUCGACCAGCCGAGCGCAGGCGCAGCUCCCUGGUGGUGAGCCUGCCGGGCCUUGAGGUGUUCCCUGGAGACCUGCUGGUGUCAGACAGUGCCAUGGACUACCUGCCCUGCUCAUCCCUCCUGCUCACUGCAGAGUCCAAAAAAUCAAGGUGGCCAUUUGCCAAAAGAGGAGUCGGUAAAGACAAACAGAAGCAAGCAUCUGAUCUGGAAAGUUGUCUUUCUACUGUUAAGAUCACAGACUGCUGCACAGAUGAGUUUUUCUGCUUUAAGAGUAAAUCUUGGCAUGAAUUUCUAAAUGAGCCACAGACUGAGCAGAAAAAUGUCAAGAGCCAGUUAGAAGUGAAAAAAGAAGCAGCAGUGUGGGAACUUUUCACAAGUGAAUGCACUUACUUUCUGGAUCAUUUGCUGGUUCUCAAGAUGAUAUUUAUGAACACUCUAAAAUACCUCCAGAGUAAUGAAUUUCUCUUGGAUGUGGAUUUGUGGAGACUUUUUGCAAACUUAGAGGAGUUAAACAAGAUAAGUCUCAGUUUUCUGAAAACAUUUUUUGAAACUAUGAAGAAGCACAUCAGCAAGUCAGACUCUCCUAUGGAUUUCAGCUCCGUACUCAGAAUGUUUUUUCAGGGUGACCUCUGUGAGACACACCAGAUUUAUUGCCUUAAUUACACCUCUGCUGUCUUCUACUUGGAAAAGCUGAGACAGAGAGAAGAUUUUGGCAUCUACCUGAAGUGGUGUGAACAAAAUGAACAGUGCAAGAGGUUGCAUCUGCCAGAGCUGCUGGUUGCUCCUCUGCAUCGACUGACGCGGUAUCCCCUUCUCCUCAACAACAUCUGGAAGAGGACCACUGAUGAAACAGAGAAAAGUUUUAUCCAGUCACUUAAAGAGAAGGUGGAAAAGUCUAUAAGGGAUCUGGAAGGAAAAGUCAAGUGGUUGGAUAACUUUCAGAAGUUCAGGCAGCUGCAAGAGGUCAUAAUUUGGCCUCAGGUCUGGGAUCGUGACAAAAGGUUCUUUGUUCCAGAGUGUUUGAAGCAAAACUUAAGAGAAAACAGCAGUGAAAACAUUUUGUCUUCAGCGAACAGACUUCUCCUUCAUGAAGGGAAGCUGAUGCUAGCAGAAAGCACAAGGCUCCUUGAUGUCUACCUCUUUUUAUUUGAUGAUUUCCUACUAAUUACCAAAAUUAAACGUAACAAAAAGAAAUAUGGAGGUUCAGACACCAGCUUAAUCCCCAUCUGUCCUUCCCUCACUCCUGAGCUACAGUCCUUCAUAAGAGAGGGGGGAUUUUGCACAGUCCUAGACCAGCCCAUCCCACUAGACAGACUCAUACUGAAAAAUGUUGAACCCAUCCAAGUUACAGUCUUCAGCCUGCGAAAUGCUUUUCUAAUUCAGCAUGAGAACAGGUAUCGGCAGUGCAUAGCACUCUUCUUGCUACAAGCUCAGACAGAGACUGCCAAGAAAGCAUGGAUGUCACAGAUAGAAACAGCAAUCUCCAAUUACACCACACAACAUGAAACCAAGAAAAGAACUGCUUUCUGCUUCCCUGUUGAAUCCUCUGAAAUUUAA
Messenger RNA from Melospiza melodia melodia, 2007 nucleotides. RefSeq names its product pleckstrin homology and RhoGEF domain containing G7 (gene PLEKHG7). Gene Ontology annotation, molecular function: guanyl-nucleotide exchange factor activity. Lineage: Eukaryota; Metazoa; Chordata; Aves; Passeriformes; Passerellidae. The record is from RefSeq and is a predicted model, not a curated record. Gene Ontology annotation, biological process: Rho protein signal transduction. Bases 1 to 2007 code for a protein of 668 amino acids. The transcript has 15 exons.